This is a messenger RNA of Penicillium soppii, 291 nucleotides long. RefSeq lists its product as uncharacterized. Lineage: Eukaryota; Fungi; Ascomycota; Eurotiomycetes; Eurotiales; Aspergillaceae. The record is from RefSeq and is a predicted model, not a curated record. The transcript is spliced from 2 exons. Bases 1 to 291 code for a protein of 96 amino acids.
AUGGCGACUCAAUCUUCUGUUCAUCCCGACAAUCAAGCCGGCGGUUUGACUUACGAGCCGUUCGAAUCCAGUUACAUACUUCUUGCUGGCUAUCUAGUGAUUCCUGGAACGUUCACCACUCUCCAAAAGUCCGACAAAAUCCAUGAUGGCCUCGCCGAAAAUAAAGCCGGGGAGUGGAUUUUGAAUACUAUCCAGAAUCCUCCGCUUCUCGCGACGGCAUGUGUACUGUUUGUCUCGGGUUUGGCGAUCAUGGGCUGGCUGUUCUGGGAAUUUCGCGGGAAUUAUAUUUAG